AUGCCAAAUAAUCGCUAUCACGACGAAACCCCCAUGUCCUCCUCGGGCAACUCUACCCCCGCCCUCUCAAACUCCACAAGUUGGGCUGUCCCGACCAUUUCCACCGCAGUCACUGGAUUACUGCGACGUUUUUCCACCGAACCUUCUACUCAUUCGGGUAACGGCAAUGGGAAUCAUCACCACAAUACUUCCAAUCACGCAAAAUCCCAAUCUCCAUCAUUCUCCCCAGCACAAAAUGGUAUUCAAGGCGUCUACACACCUCCUCAUCGAACAGCAUCGCCUUUUCAACCACCGCCUUUGUAUCCGGUGACGUUGAAGGGGUGGAGAGAAAAUACAGAUCCCUCUGCGCAGUUGUUGAGCCGCGCAUUGGCGGAGGAAAUUAGAUUACUGGUUCCCCCACGCUUACAGUUGUGCGAGGAAUGGAAUUUGGUUUAUAGUUUGGAACAGGAUGGGGUUAGCUUGGGCACGCUUUAUAAGAAGUGUGAUGACUUGAGGGGUUUGAGGAAUGGCUUUGUAUUGGUCGUUAAGGAUGGAGAGGGUGGGUUAUUCGGCGCAUACCUGACAGAAGCACCGCACCCCGCACCUCACUAUUUCGGCACAGGAGAAUGUUUCCUCUGGCGCGCGACCAUCCUUUCCUCCUCCCUCCUAGCAAAUCUUCCCCCUCCCCCUUCCUCCGACACAACAAACUUGCAACGCUCAACCACCAUCGGCGCUCCUCGAAAUCAAAACCAUAACCCCGCCCAUCCCUCUUCACUCCUCUCUCCCACCUUCUCCCAACACCCUCCCAAAUCCCCCUCCUCCAUUAAAUCAGGCGCCAGCACGCCCGAACGAAUCCGCUUCAAAGCCUUCCCCUACUCUGGAAUAAACGACUACAUGAUGCUCUGCGAAACGGGCUUUCUAUCAAUAGGAGGUGGAGAUGGGCAUUAUGGACUCUGGUUAGAUGAUACCUUUGAGAAGGGCGUAAGUAGCAGUUGUCCAACAUUUGGAAACGAACCAUUGAGUGAUGAAGGGGAGAAAUUUGAUAUCAUCGGGGUGGAAGUGUGGAGUAUUGGGAAUUAA
Messenger RNA from Botrytis deweyae, 1059 nucleotides. RefSeq lists its product as uncharacterized. The transcript is spliced from 2 exons. The record is from RefSeq and is a predicted model, not a curated record. Gene Ontology annotation, cellular component: nucleus. Gene Ontology annotation, biological process: response to oxidative stress. Bases 1 to 1059 code for a protein of 352 amino acids. NCBI's taxonomy places the organism in Eukaryota, Fungi, Ascomycota, Leotiomycetes, Helotiales, Sclerotiniaceae.